This is a messenger RNA of Schizosaccharomyces octosporus yFS286, 1268 nucleotides long. Its product is annotated as DNA-directed RNA polymerase III complex subunit Rpc31. The record is from RefSeq and is a predicted model, not a curated record. NCBI's taxonomy places the organism in Eukaryota, Fungi, Ascomycota, Schizosaccharomycetes, Schizosaccharomycetales, Schizosaccharomycetaceae. The coding region runs from base 451 to 1077 and encodes 208 amino acids. Gene Ontology annotation, biological process: transcription by RNA polymerase III. Gene Ontology annotation, cellular component: RNA polymerase III complex. The transcript has a single exon.
GCUUUUCAUACUACCACCAGUCUCCAAGUGCUAAACAUCGCUACUGCAGGUAGUAGUACAUUUGCAGCAGUAAACCCAGAACAAUAAAUAUAUUGGUAUAGAGAGAAAGAAAUUUUGUAGGAAAAAACUUAAGGUCAAAAUAAGAGUUGAGGUGUCAGCUAAAACUCUUGGCUUUUUCUAUAACCCUUUCUUUUUCUAUGUUAGCCAUCUGCUGAAAUUAUAGCCGCAAGCGAGUUGUGCGUAUAAAAAAAAACAAGAAUUGAAAGAAUUCCUGACUUUUUCUUCAAGAGAAGAGGAUAGGCGUACAGAUACAAAGAUCUUGUUUAUCAUUCAACGAAUUCAGUUAAGUGAAAAAGUUUUACUAAAUUCACUACGAUAUUUUUCUAAAGGCGAAUUAAUUUAUACUGCAACGAAAGAGGAUUUUUUACAAAUUUUCAAACCAUUUUCAACAUGCGACGCGGCGGCCGUGGAAAUGUGAAUCUAGGAGGUAUGACUUGGCAGGAAGUGCUCGAAUUCAACGCUCGAACUGGUCCUGUUAAAUUAUAUCCUGACCGUGACCUUCCUAUUCAGCGAUCAAUUUUUCCUCACGAGUUGCUGGAGAUUCGGGUUUUCAACGAAAUUCGAAACUCAUUUAUCCAAGAAAGUGCAUUCUACAUUCAAAAGGAAAAAGCAAACGCAGCCCCGACAAACGAUGACGGACUCGUGCGAUAUAGUGAUCGUAAUAAACCAAAACGAAAAAAUGAGAAUCUACGACUGAGCGACUUGGAUUUGGACCCAAAGUUUUUUCCUGAAGAGCUCCGCAAGACACUAGGAGCUGAAGGUGGAACCAAGAAAAGGGCUAGGCGGAAAUUGGACAUGAAAACGUUCAUCGAUUUUACAAUCAACACUGAAGAUCUGAAAGACGACGCUCCGGAGACUGCCAAUCCCACCACUGAAGAAGUGCCUGAAGAGGUAGAAGAGGAAGACGAAGACUUUGGCGAUGACGAUGACAAUGAUUAUGGUGAAAACUACUUUGAUAAUGGUGAAGGAGACGAUUUUGAGGAUUACGAAGGAGACGAUGGCGGUGUCUUUGACUGAGUAAUUGAUAUCUUCAUUUUGUCUUGGCAAUGCCCUUUCAUACUUCGUGUUUCAUUUGGUUAUUUCAUGGGAAAUUUUUGGAUAUCUUUGCAUUUGAAUUUUAGAUUCUGGUUACUUAAAAUAAAGUAAUAUAAAAAAAGAAAGACCAUCGGGAUAGUGGGUUUAAAUUAGAAAAAAAACUAUAAAAUUAC